Molecule: messenger RNA, 3003 nt
Organism: Closterium sp. NIES-65
Lineage: Eukaryota; Viridiplantae; Streptophyta; Zygnematophyceae; Desmidiales; Closteriaceae
Source: the annotation of a GenBank genome assembly
AUGCUCGCCACCGCCGCCGCCGCGGAUGGCGCUGACGCUCCAAUUCCCGUGACGCGGCGCGAGGAGUGGGGGUGGUAUCUGUACGACGCGGCGGUGUCCGCGUUUUACUCGGUGGCGCUACCCGUGUUCUUCCCGCUGCUCCUCAACCAGCUCGCCGCCGACGCCGCGUGGCAGCAGGCGGGGCAGCCGCGCCCGCCCGACUGCGGCGUCGACGGCGUCACCGUGAAUUGCGCGCAGUGCGUGCCCGGCGAGGGAAUGCAGCUGCUGACGUCAUCUGGCUACUCGCCGCUGCCAAAUCCCAAGGUGCAGAUGGGGGCGGCGAGCAUGGAUCCAGUGGCAUUCGCUACAGUCACGCUGGGGCUGUCGGUGGUGUGCCAGGUGGCCGCAUUCAUCACCCUCGGGCCCCUCGCUGACUAUGGCAUGGGGCGCAUGCGGUUGCUACAAGGCGGCACAGCCAUGGGCAUAACAGCGUGUGCACUGUGCAUGGCGCUGGUGUCACCAUCCCUCUGGUGGCUCUCGGGGGUGCUGCUCAUCACGGCCAAUGUGGGCUACGGGCUCGCCAUUGUCGCCUACUACAGCUACCUGCCUGUGCUCGUGGACGCGGCUCCUCCAGUGCUCCUCGCAGCGCAGCUCGCAGCGUCCGCCCAUGCAGAGCUGUCCUGUGCUGCCUCUCUCCCUGCUGCUGCUCUCAGCAUGCCUGGUGCGGUGGAGGCGGGGAAAGCAGCGGAGACAGAGGCGGGGGCGGAUAGGCCAGCAGAGAGGGAAGCAGAGGAGGCCACAGAAAGGUCACCAGUGCAAGGGGGUAAAGAAGCCGAGCAAGAAAGGAUGGGAGAGCAGGAGUUGAUGGGGAAGCAGGCGUGGGCGGCAGCAGAGGCGCGCACACAUGCAGGCGUGGAGAGCAGUGCCGAGGCAUUUGUUGCCGUGGACUCGUGUGGGGCGGAUAAGGGUGACCUGUUCACACCGCUUCUCGUCGCCCGGGACCAGGAGGAGAACCGCAUGUCACUGACAGGGGUGGCGUGUGCCAGCAUCGCCUCCAUCCUCGCCACACUCCUCGCCUUCGCAGCCACGCUCCCUGUCUCCUCCGACUUGCUCAAACUCCGCCUCGCCCUGCUCGCCUGCGCCCUCUGGUGGCUCCUCCUCUCCCUCUUCACCUUCCUCUGGCUCCGCCCCCGCCCCGGCCCACCCUUCCCCCCUCCACCCCCGCUCCCCUCCUCCUCCCACUCCUCCGCAUGCCACCGCACCGCAUCCCACCUCACCGCACGCCUCGCCUCCGCCCUCUCCUCUGCCUUCGCCGGCUGGCGCCACAUGGGCCGACUCUUCGCCGAAGCGCGCCGCUACCGCUCGGCCUUCGCCUUUCUGCUCUGCUACUUCGUCUACGCGGACGGCUACACCACCAUUCUUCAAAUCGGGGUCCUCUUCGGGGAGAGGGACCUCUGUGUGCCCACGGAAACCCUCAUCUUCCUCGCCAUCUGCGUGUCUGUCACCGCGACUCUCUGCACGCCGCUGUUAUUCUACCUGCAGCGCUGGAUGCAGCCCGUGCUCACAAACAAAGCCAUGGUCAUGCUUAUGCUCGCCGGCAUGCUGCCGCUGCCGCUCUGGGGGCUACUGGGCUACCUCACACCGCCGCAGUCCAUAGGGCUGAAGGCCCCUUGGGAAUUGUUUGUGUUUGCGUGUUGGUUUGGGUUUUUUCUCGGCGGGCUGAAUGCGUACUCAAAGACGCUGUUCAUUGACAUGAUUCCGGUCGGGCGCGAGGCGGCGUUUUUCUCUCUCUACUCUGUAAGCGACAAGGGCUCGUCGUGGCUGGGGCCGUUCAUCGUCGCAAUCAUCGUGCAGGUGGGUUGGCUUGUCUUCAUGCCGCCACGCAAGAAAAGCAGCCAGAAAGGCAAGCAGAGGGCGGAUGAGGAGAAGCCGUGGGUUGAUCCCCCUUACGUCGUCUGGAUGAAAGCGCAGGAAGCAAAAGGGGCAGCUCGCCCACGCAUCGCGAACGAGGCUGCCGACGCCCCACGACCAUCCGCGCCGUACAUCGCCCACGACGAGGACGGCGCUGCCGAAAAUAUCGACGCAGACUCUGACGUCGACUCUGACGAGCUCGAGGAGAUAGUGUCAUCGAGUGACAGCGAGGCAGAUUCGGACAACAGUGACGCAGACGAAAGCGAGGACGGGGAUGACGAAGAUGGCGACGCGACGACUCGAGCUGCAGCCGGGCGAAAACGGCCCCGACGCAAGUCCCGCGCGAAGACGGACAACAACUACAAUACAGAGUGGGCUCCAGAGGAGCUUGUGGAAUUGGCUGCGGCCCGCUGGAACACCCGAGACGACAUAAAGGCACUGAAAGGGAAACAAGGAUCGCAGUACUGGAAGAAACUGCGGAAACAUAUGAAGAAGGCAAACCCGGGAUGGGAUCGCGAGAGCGAGCCUAUGAAGCAGGCCUGGAAGCGCAUUAUGGCGGACUACCGCAAGCUGGCCCGCAAGGACAUGGGAUCUGGUAACAAAGCAACAAAGAAGCCACGAUGGUGGGAAUAUGUGCUGAACCUCAAGCAUGGCACGGCGGCCGUUAGGCCGCAUGUGGUGGAUGGCGGAGGAGCGGGCGUGACUGACGUGGACCCUAACGCGUACAUUCCCGGCCCAAACGACGACAGUUCUGGUCCGUCAGGCACACCUGCUCCUAUGGCCGCCGCUUCAGGAGCUGGCACGCCGGGAAAGACAACAAGGCGUCGCGUAGACGAGACGGCAACCAUGGGUGGUGCACGCAUGAUCUCGGACACCAUUGUCGCCUGCACGAAGGAAGGCCUGCAGCAACUGAACCAAAUGGCCCAAUUUGUGGUGGCGGCUAUGACCCUGGCUGCACAUGGCUUGCCUCCGCCUGCGAGUGCUGCCCGUCCGGAGAAUGCAACGGCAGAUGGGAAUGGCAGACCCCUGCACCCGCCCACGCAGCGCCCACUGUUCUCCGCACCAGAGACGCGCAACGAUGCCAACCCUGGGCCAUCUACGCAGCCGCUGUAG